AUGUGUCUGUCUAGUGCUCUGCUGAGCCGUACCCUCACUCCUCACUGUGCCCCCAUUAAGGAAGGGGUGUCGAGGACAGAAGCCACCUGCAGCUGCCGCUGCAUCAGGUGUUUCUCUCCAUCGGAGGAGGACAGUAACGUGUGUGUGUCCUUUGACCCCGGGACUGUCCCCAUCAACCCACAUGGGUUCUGUUUUGUUUCAGAGUCUUGUGGAGUUUCGAAGGUAGUGGGGAGAUGCCGGGCUUCCAUCCCCAGGUGGUGGUACAAUGUCACUGAUGGGUCCUGCCAGCCAUUUGUGUAUGGAGGCUGUGAAGGAAAUGGCAAUAACUACCAGAGCAAGGAGGAGUGUCUUGAGAAGUGUGCUGGUGUCACUGGGAGCACCAUUGAUGGUGUGGCCAGGACCGGAAAUGGAGCUGACUCUUCUGUCCUGAGUGUUCCCAGGAAGCAGGAUUCUGAGGACCUCUCUGGUGAGAUCUUCAACUAUGAAGAAUACUGUGUCCCAAAGGCUGUCACUGGGCCUUGCCGUGCAGCCUUCCCUCGCUGGUACUAUAACGUUGAGAAGAAUUCCUGUGACAGCUUCAUCUACGGCGGAUGGGGCAACAAGAACAGCUACCUCUCCCAGGAGGCGUGCAUGCAGCGCUGCUCUGGCAAACAGACAUAUCCUGUCCUAGCCCCUGGAGUAAAAGCGGUGGUCCUGGUGGGGCUUUUGUUUAUGGUCCUGAUCCUCCUCCUGGGGGCCUCUGUGGUCUGCCUGGUCCGUGUGGCACGCAGGAAGCAGGAGCGUGCUCUCCGCACCGUCUGGAGCACUGGGGAUGACAAGGAACAGCUGGUGAAGAACACCUGUGUCUUGUAAAGGCCCCGAUGCUGGGAGAACAGGAGGGAGGGGAAAACAUGUUUCUUAAAAACAGAGCCACUGCUUGUAUCUAUGAGAUCAUUAGGGAAGUUUGGUCUUUGUUUUCCCGUGGCAGGGAGGGCAGAGAGGCUCUUCCUUGUCCUGUUUGGCUACUUACCUCCCUGACUUCCGUCCUCUCAGUAGCUUCCCCCCCCCAACCCGCCUUUCCACCCAUUGCCUCCUUCAGCCCACUAGCAUUCCUCUUCUGGUAGCUUGCUUUGUUUGUGUGAUUUAUGUGGGUUUUUUUUUUUUUUAAGUAAAGGUUUUUUAAUUGGGAUUCUGAAAAUAUAUGUGUUUAAUGAAAUGGGCCUUUUAAAAUAAAAUUUACUAAGUAGUUUGUU
Cricetulus griseus (Chinese hamster) is the source of this 1232-nucleotide messenger RNA. NCBI's taxonomy places the organism in Eukaryota, Metazoa, Chordata, Mammalia, Rodentia, Cricetidae. The record is from RefSeq and is a predicted model, not a curated record.